AUGAUCAUGUUCCCCCGGAGAGUACAAUUUCUAGGACUACUCUCAUUGAUCAGUUUGGCCAACAUAAAUCCCGUGAAGGCAGCUCCUACACCAGCACAAUGUACUUUGAUUUUCCCCGGUUAUCAAGUACAAGGUGUUUCAACAGAGGAAGGAGCAUGUAGAUAUGUUGUUAAAUAUGGUGAAGCGGAAAGAUGGGGUGUUUCCAAAGCUCCCACUUCCCUCAGCGGCCUCACAUCCACAUCCCUCCCACCUGCUUGUCCACAAGACAGUGAUAUCUAUACCCCCGGUGUGAGCCAAUCGGAAGAUUGUCUCUGGGCAGCUAUAUACGUUCCCACGGCUGUAUCAAAUGAUUUAUUACCAGUUUAUGUCUGGAUUCAUGGCGGGUCGUAUUACGAAGGUUCGGUUGCUGCUCCUGGACUUGAUGGUUCGACUUUGGCGGCUAAGGGGAAUAUCAUCGUGGUGGUUUUGCAGUAUCGACUCGGCGUUCUUGGCUUCCUCCCACCCGCACAAGCACCCACCUCAUCAGAUCCUAAUCUUGGACUUCAGGAUAUCAUUCUUGCUCUCACCAAUAUCAGGGAGUAUAUAGCGUUUGUAGGCGGCGACAAGGAUAAAGUGACCGUCGGAGGACAAAGUAGUGGUGCUCAAAUCGUUCGAGCGCUGUGGAACGCUCCUGCUGCCGUCGGUUUGUUCAGAGCUGCCAUACUUCAAUCGGACCCCAUGGACUAUGGGUUCUCACCCCCGGAAAUCACGGCAAAUCUCACCGAGCUCUUUUACUCAACCGCUCCAGCUAAUGCAUGUUCGACCCUCGACUGCUUGAAAGCUAUCCCUGCCAAUCAGUUGGUGACGGAGUCGGUCGUCGUGGGGACUUCAGAGGCUGCGUUGUCGAAUCCGGGAGUGCCACCAUCCGAGCCCAUCCGACCAACAUACAACACCCCUACCAUCUUGGCCGACCCCACCUCUGAACUUUUCACCUCGCCAGCCUUACUAGCCCAUCCACCUGAAAGUCUCCCACUUCUCAUAACCACAGUCCGGAACGAAGCAGGCUCAACCGUUCAGUCCUACUACCCUUCACCCGUCCAAGUGUCAAAUGAGACAUACUACAAUCUCCUAGUAGAGUUCUUAGGCCCGGACCGUGCGCAAAAAAUCUUCAACAGUGGAUUUUAUGAUUUAUCAUACGAAGGAGGUGACGGAGACGAUUUUAGAGAAUUGUUCGAAUUGUUCGUCACUGAUUGGGUGUUCCGUUCUCCCUCUCGAGCGGUGGCUAGGGAAUGGGCCGCCAAUGGGGGGAAAGUUUGGGUGGGGGAGUUUGAAAAGGGCAGUAGUUAUCCUGAUAAUGCAGUUGGAUAUUGUCAGAAUGAGGGAGUGGUUUGUCAUGAGGAUGACAUUGAGGCUGUUUUUCAGACUGGUCCGACUGGGGCGGAUGCUAUCCAUGUUGGAAGUCCUGGUACUAUCAACGCCACCAUACCGUCGGAAUCUGAAAUCCUAUCAUAUUGGAUAUCAUUCAUCUACAACCUCGACCCUAACCCUUCCUCUUCCUCAUCUUCACAUAAAAGACGUAAAUCGAGUCAAUGGUGGUGGCCAUGGUGUUACAUCUCUUCAUACAUCCUCCCCCGUUCAGAGAAAUGGGAACCAUUUACCAGUACUUCCACCGUUGAUCGAGUAUAUCCAUUAGGAUCAGAUUUAUCAGGAGGUGAUAAGGCGAUAGAUGUCCCAGAGGGAUUUUGGGGGGAAGUCGUGAAAUGGGAUUGGCAGUUGUACGGUUGA
Messenger RNA from Tremella mesenterica DSM 1558, 1764 nucleotides. RefSeq lists its product as uncharacterized. The transcript has 9 exons. NCBI's taxonomy places the organism in Eukaryota, Fungi, Basidiomycota, Tremellomycetes, Tremellales, Tremellaceae. The coding region runs from base 1 to 1764 and encodes 587 amino acids. The record is from RefSeq and is a predicted model, not a curated record.